This is a messenger RNA of Olea europaea var. sylvestris, 834 nucleotides long. RefSeq lists its product as uncharacterized. NCBI's taxonomy places the organism in Eukaryota, Viridiplantae, Streptophyta, Magnoliopsida, Lamiales, Oleaceae. The transcript is spliced from 2 exons. The record is from RefSeq and is a predicted model, not a curated record. Bases 1 to 834 code for a protein of 277 amino acids.
AUGCACAGGCUCAUGCUCAUGAGGUUCAUCAUUGACGUGGACAAUUGUGAAAAUGUGAUAUCUGAGGUGGCUGUGCAGAAAUUGAAACUAACCACGGAACCCCACCCUGCUUCCUACAGUUUGGCAUGGUUGAAACAAGGUAAUGAAAUUUGUGUUACUAGUCAUGUGUUCGUAACUUUCUCCAUUAGCAGUGCGUAUCGUAAUAGUGUUUGGUGUGAUGUGGUGCCUAUGGACGCUUGUCAUUUGUUGUUGGGCCGUCCAUGGCAGUUUGAUAGGGAUGUGUGUCAUGAAGGGCGUCGAAACGUGUAUACAUUCACCUUUUCGGGUAAAAAAAUUGUACUACUACCCUCCGAAGAUGCUCAGUGUAUGUCUUCGGUAGGGGACAGUAGUAACUUACUUUCUCGAUCCUUGUUUGUACGUGAAAUGUUGGCAGAAGGUGUCGUCUUGUUAUUAGUCGGAACUGAAGUGACGGGAGUGUCGACAGUUCCUAUUACAAGUGAGGAGGCGGAUCUUCACCCUAAAGUAGCCACUUCAAUUUCUGAGUUUCAGGAUGUAUUCCCAGCUAACCUUCCACAGGGUCUUCCACUUUUGAGGGAUAUACAACAUCAAAUUGAUUUAGUACCCCGCGCAUCACUGCCUAACCGUCCACAUUAUCGAAUGAGCUCGGCAGAGCAUGAGGAGUUGAGGAGACAGGUAGAAGAGUUAGUGCAGAAGGGUUACAUCAAAGAAAGCCUCAGCCCGUGUGCAGUCCCCGCGCUUCUAGUGCCAAAGAAAGAUGGGAGUUAUCGGAUGUGCGUGGACAGCAGGGUCAUCAAUAAAAUAAUAGUUCGUUAA